Psilocybe cubensis is the source of this 609-nucleotide messenger RNA. RefSeq lists its product as uncharacterized. The record is from RefSeq and is a predicted model, not a curated record. The coding region runs from base 1 to 609 and encodes 202 amino acids. The transcript is spliced from 5 exons. NCBI's taxonomy places the organism in Eukaryota, Fungi, Basidiomycota, Agaricomycetes, Agaricales, Agrocybaceae.
AUGCAUUUCUCUACAGUAGCAACCGCCCUCCUUUUCGCUACUUACGUUGCUGCUGAGGAUCACAUUGUUACGGUUGGCGCCAACAAUCAGUUACUUUUCAGUCCUACAAAUAUUACUAUUGCUGAUGGAGACACAAUUUCGUUCCAAUUGUCAUCGGUUACCCAGUCCUCCUUCACCAGUCCAUGUGUCCAAUCGCCGAAUGCCAUAAAUUCUGGCUUCAUGCCUAUUAAUGCAACAGUCAUGGCCUCUCAACAAUUUCCUCAGUGGCAGAUCAGUACAUUGCGAGCAAGUGGUCUUCUCGAGUCUGAAUUAAUUGUUACUCAGGCUAACGCAAUGAAUGGGGGUUCAACAAACGCUAAUUCGACAUCAACUAACGGAACCGCCACUAACAGCACGUCCGGGGGGGAUGCUUCAACACCGGGUUCUGGUAGCGCGUCCGGGGGGAGUGCUUCCACUCCGGGUUCUGGUAGCGCUUCCACUGGAAAUGCAUCAGCCGCACCACCUCCUAACAGCAGUCAAUCUGCAAAGACUGGCGGGGCCCUUAAAGUCGGUGGUCCUGCUGCUGGAAUUAUUACCUUGACUGCACUCUUCGCUACUUUCAUUCUGUAG